Molecule: messenger RNA, 5777 nt
Organism: Ictidomys tridecemlineatus (thirteen-lined ground squirrel)
Lineage: Eukaryota; Metazoa; Chordata; Mammalia; Rodentia; Sciuridae
Gene: Foxg1
Product: forkhead box G1
Biological process (GO): regulation of transcription by RNA polymerase II
Cellular component (GO): nucleus
Molecular function (GO): DNA-binding transcription factor activity; sequence-specific double-stranded DNA binding
Source: RefSeq, a predicted model, not a curated record
GCCGGGCGGCGGGCCGGGGGAGCUGGCGCCCGUCGGGCCGGACGAGAAGGAGAAGGGCGCCGGCGCUGGGGGGGAGGAGAAGAAGGGGGCGGGCGAGGGCGGCAAGGACGGGGAGGGGGGCAAGGAGGGCGAGAAGAAGAACGGCAAGUACGAGAAGCCACCGUUCAGCUACAACGCGCUCAUCAUGAUGGCCAUCCGGCAGAGCCCGGAGAAGCGGCUCACGCUCAAUGGCAUCUACGAGUUCAUCAUGAAGAACUUCCCCUACUACCGCGAGAACAAGCAGGGCUGGCAGAACUCCAUCCGCCACAACCUGUCCCUCAACAAGUGCUUCGUGAAGGUGCCGCGCCACUACGACGACCCGGGCAAGGGCAACUACUGGAUGCUGGACCCGUCCAGCGACGACGUGUUCAUUGGCGGCACCACGGGCAAGCUGCGGCGCCGCUCCACCACGUCGCGGGCCAAGCUGGCCUUCAAACGCGGGGCGCGCCUCACCUCCACGGGCCUCACCUUCAUGGACCGCGCCGGCUCCCUCUACUGGCCCAUGUCGCCCUUCCUGUCUCUGCACCACCCCCGCGCCAGCAGCACUUUGAGUUACAAUGGCACCACGUCUGCCUACCCCAGCCACCCCAUGCCCUACAGCUCCGUGUUGACUCAGAACUCGCUGGGCAACAACCACUCCUUCUCCACAGCCAACGGCCUGAGUGUGGACCGGCUGGUCAACGGGGAGAUCCCGUACGCCACGCACCACCUCACGGCCGCCGCGCUCGCCGCCUCGGUGCCCUGCGGCCUGUCGGUGCCCUGCUCCGGGACCUACUCCCUCAACCCCUGCUCCGUCAACCUGCUUGCGGGCCAGACCAGUUACUUUUUCCCCCACGUCCCGCACCCGUCAAUGACUUCGCAGAGCAGCACGUCCAUGAGCGCCAGGGCUGCGUCCUCCUCCACGUCGCCGCAGGCCCCCUCGACCCUGCCCUGUGAGUCUUUAAGACCCUCUUUGCCAAGUUUUACGACGGGACUGUCCGGGGGACUGUCUGAUUAUUUCACACAUCAAAAUCAGGGGUCUUCUUCCAACCCUUUAAUACAUUAACAUCCCUGGGACCAGACUGUAAGUGAACGUUUUACACACAUUUGCAUUGUAAAUGAUAAUUAAAAAUAAGUCCAGGUAUUUUUUAUUAAGCCCCCCCCCCUCAUUUCUGUACGUUUGUUCAGUCUCUAGGGUUGUUUAUUAUUCUAACAAGGUGUGGAGUGUCAGCGAGGUGCAAUGUGGGGAGAAUACAUUGUAGAAUAUAAGGUUUGGAAGUCAAAAUUAUAGUAGAAUAUGUAUCUAAAUAGUGACUGCUUUGCCAUUUCACUCAAACCUGACAAGUCUAUCUCUAAGAGCCGCCAGAUUUCCAUGUGUGCAGUAUUAUAAGUUAUCAUGGAUUUAUCUGGUCGACGCAGACCUUGAGAACAACCUAAAUUAUGGGGAGAGUUUUAAAAUGUUAAACUGUAAUUUGUAUUUAAGAAGCAUUCGUAGUAAAGGUGCCCAAGAAAAUUAUUUUGGCCAUUUAUUGUUUUGUCCUUUUCGUUAAAGAACUGUUUUUUUCUUUUGUUUACUUUUAGACCAAAGAUUGGAUUCUAGAAAAUGCACUUGGUAUACUAAGUAUUAAAACAAACAAACAAAAAAGGAAAGUUGUUUCAGUUGGCAACACUGCCCAUUCAAUUGAAUCGGAAGGGGACAAAAUUAAUGAUUGCCUUCAGUUUGUGUUGUGUAUAUUUUGAUGUAUGUGGUCACUAACAGGUCACUUUUAUUUUUUCUAAAUGUAGUGAAAUGUUAAUACCUAUUGUACUUAUAGGUAAACCUUGCAAAUAUGUAACCUGUGUUGCGCAAAUGCCGCAUAAAUUUGAGUGAUUGUUAAUGUUGUCUUAAAAUUUCUUGAUUGUGAUACUGUGGUCAUAUGCCCGUGUUUGUCACUUACAAAAAUGUUUACUAUGAACACACAGAAAUAAAAAAUAGGCUAAAUUCAUAUAUAUCUUGAUACUUUUGUCUCUUUAUUAAGUAGAGCUAAUUUUUGAAAGACCACUCAAUUUAUAGGGAAUUCAAAGGCUUUUUCAGCCAAAUUAAAAUUUAAACUGCUCCUUUAAUUUGAACUGAGAAUCUAAAAAUGAAAAUAGUAUUUUUCCCCCUUGUGGGCAAAUUUUACCAGGAGCAGGCUAUUAAAUAAACACUAGCUUUAAACAAAGUAUAGGCUUUUCAGCUAAUAUCUUUUAAGUUUUUGUGGAUAUACAGCAAAAAGAGAUAUUUAAUUUUAUGUGCAUAGCUGUUUACUCUGUGUUUAUUUUAAAACAGUUAAUAGAAUGCUUUUUAUAUAUUUUGUUUCAGGUAUCUUGUUUAUAGCACUUGGCAAAUUAUAAAUAAAUAUAUGUAUAUGGUUAGAUAGAAGUGAAUAAUGAACACAUAUGUAAUAUAUAUAGACACACAGAGCCCUUCAGUUCAGGUACAAUUUGCGCUAUGAAUGCUGCAAACAUUUUUGUUUAAAUAUUUGUAUUUAUACUUUCUAAGUCAGCAUUUAUUUUUGUGGCUGUUUACCCACAAUGAAAGAGUUCUAAUAAAGAUGUGCUGAAGUUGCAAUAGAUUUUGCUGAAGUGAUCACCUGUUGUAAUGACUUGCAGAUCAAUGUUGAUAUUUUAAUUUUAAAUUAUAACAAUUUAAAAUUCUAAAUAUUCAGAAGUAAAACCUCUCUUCUUUUCCCCCUAUUUUUACAACAUGGAGGUAUUUAUUUGAUUCUCUUUUAAAUGUCUGUAUAAUUUAAUCUAGAGAUUUGUUCCUUUUGCUUACACUGAAUCAUAAUUUUGUUUUAACUUGCAAUAUGCAUAUGUUAUGCAUAUAUGCAUAUAUAUGAAACAAAAUGAAAACAUUUUAAAAAUUGUUUCAGAAAGCCCAAAUGCUAUAAUUCAAAAAAAAAAAUUAGAAAACCUGAGUAAAAGUUUCAGUAACUAAUUGGAUCCUGUGGAGAAUCUAUGGAGGACAAGUUGUUCAUUUGUUAUAGUUGUAUAGUUUGAAAUGUGUUCUUCAGUAAUGCAAUAAGCUGGCUGCUUCUUACAAUGGGUCCAAUGAAAAAUAAUCUGUCCCUAAGAUGUUAUCAGCAAACAGAGAGUUGCUCUGAGGGGAAAAAAAAGAAAAAAAGAAAACAGCUUUGGGGACAAGCAAAUUGACUGAAGUGGAUUUGAAAUGUAGAAUAGUUAAUAUUGGAAAAUCUGAGUGUGGGUUGUGGAAUGAGAUGGGGGAAGAGCAAAGGAGCAAGCUCGAGGUGCCAGGAAAAUUUAAAAAGAGCUGGAACCAAAUAUACAUAAAUGGGGAAUGGGCAAAAAAUAGACCAACUAGUUUAAUUAUCUCUUUUAAGCAGACUGAAUAUGAUUUUAUUUUCUUAGCAUGAAAACAGAUUCAUUUAAGAUCUGUUUCCUGAAAUUUAACCGUUCUUCAGAAUGAAGCAGAAAAGAAAAUUUCACAAAUUAUUGUUUUAAAAGCCAAAUUUAUGACUGAUUAAAAAGAGUACAAAUGCUGAUCUUAGGCAAAGGAAAUCCCCAUUACACAAUUGGAAACCAAAAUAGCUCCAAGAAAGGCAUGUGUUUAAGCUGGAAAAAAGGUGAUGAUUUAUUGUUUGCUUUUGCCAUGGAUUUUAUUUGUGGAAUGAGAAUGUGCUACCAGAGAGGUAAUACAGUAUUUUGCCUUCCAAAGUUAUAAGAAAGUCAAACUCUUGUACUGAGAUAAAGAGAUAUAGGAGAUUUUCUCCAUGGGUAUUUUUCUUCUGGUCAAAUUAAAUACCUAUACUUAUUUGUGAUUAUGUGUUUAUUUGGAUGAUAGAAAUUGAAUUUCAAUGGCAAACUUAGUAUUCUGAAGUCAAGGGUAAAAUUCAUUUCUUUGCAUUCCUAAAACUAAGUACUGAAGUAGAAGUUGUGUUUGGACACAUGUCCAAAUUACAUAUACAAUGGAUAUGAUUAGAAAUGUGGUUAUUAGACAUUCUAGAAGGGGGGUAUCCAGAGGAAAAAAGUGAAGGCCUCCUGAAGCCUAAUGUGAACAUUUCAUUUACCUUGAUUAUCCUAUCAUUCCUCAAGGUAUCUUCUAAAACAAACAAACAACAAAACUCACACAUGACAGUCUGGCAUGGCAUUUAUACAUUUUUGCAUAAUGUGUUGUUUGUCACCAAUUUUUGGCAGUUGAAAUUAACUCAUGCCAGAAAAAUACUUCAAAACUUUUUGAAGAUUAUUUUCUUUCAAACUUGUAAUUAGUUUUAAUGAAAUAGCAAUUGUCUUUUUUGAGAUUUUCAAACUGAAAAUGACCACAGCUUAAAACUUGAAAUCUCCAAAUAUAGUUCAUUUAGGUUUAAAGUGUUUUACUCGAAUUUAUCUGGUAUAAAGUUAAACUAUUAAUAUAUAAAACACUGAGAAAGUAAUGUAAACUGGAGCAGUGAAGGAAUUUUUCCAACUAUGUUUCUUCCUAAUAUGUUAUAAAAUUGGGCAUCGAAUGAACAUAAAGUCUAGAACUAACAAUACUUAACACAAGUAUCCAUGUGAUGAUGGUAGCCUUCAUGUGGUUUCUGACUGGCAUCAAAUCAAGGAUAGAGAGGCAAAAAAUGUGUUUUGCAGUGUAUUGAUUUUAAUAUAUAUUUAAUUUGUUACAUACUUCACUCAAAUAGGUGGAUAAAUUAAUAUAUUUAGGACUCUAAAGCGUGGUAUGAAGUGUAUUUUCUACAUCAUUGUUGAGGAAUUUGCAUGCAUUGAAAUAAUUUGCUUUUGAGAAAUUAAUUUUAUGAUUAGUUAAAGUUGUGUUUGAGACUAAAAUCCUGUUGGAGAAUUAGGCUAACAAAGGGUGAAGGUGAAGAUCAUUAGAGGUUUUAAAGCUGGCUGAGAGGGGUUGCUGGGGUUGUGUAACUGUGCCUAGAGGGCGGGGUUCCUGUACAUUCCUACUUCACCAGAUAACCUGCCCCCAACACCACUUCAGCUUCUGCCAGACAGAUGGAACUCUCCAACAUGAAAAUCUGCGCAUCCAAUCCAACAAGCACGGCUCUGCCUGAGGUUGUCUGAAGGAUGCCGUGGGAAAAGACCAAAGAAUUGGGAGAGCUCUUACCCCAAGAUCGACUUUUUUUUUUUUAUCGGUCUGUACAACGAAGGUUGCCAUGGUCUUCUACUUCGCAUCCAAGGAUAUCUACUCAAGGAUAUGCUGAUAUCAAACCAGUUUCCAAGCAGAAAAUUCAUCUUGGAGGAAGAUAUUUUUCAAGAAAAAGUUACUUCAGCAGUUUAAAAAAAUUUUUUUGGAUGGUAGUAGUGGGUAUCAAACCCAUGGCCUCUUGUAUGCCAGGCAAGCACUCUACCACUGAGCCAUAUCCCCAAACAUUCCAGCAUUCUUUUAAAAAAUAUUUUCUCCUAUAGUAUCCUCCAGACUCUAAACUAAUAGUAGGUUUCUUAAGUUCAUCCAGAUCUCUCCUCCAUGUCAGAAUAUUCAGAAUACUCUGUGUGUGUGUGUGUGUGUGUGUGUGUGUGUGUGUGUGUGUGUAUGUGUGUUUGGGGGAGUAUACUAGGGAUUAAAACCAGGAACAUUCCCCACUUCUUUUAUUUUGAGACAGUCUUGCUGUGUUGUCCAGGCUGGCCUCAAACUUGCAGUCCUCCUGCCUCAACCUCCCCAGUAAUUAGAAAUUACAGGUGUUCAUGGUGUGUCUGGCCAUGUCUGUAUUCUUGGUCAUUUUGCUACCUUCUGGCUCCAAAGAUAAAGAAGAAAUAAUAAUAAAUGAAUAAAAAUCGUU